GUUGCUGCAAGACAACUACCAAUUUAUUACGUUAUUAUAUGUAUUUAUUGAUAGGCAGAAACUGUGUUGUCGAAAGAACAACGUUUUUUUCACACGAUUCUUUUAAAAGCAACUAAAAGCUUUUUGAAAAAUUCCAAAAAUAUUCGCUUAUAUCUUUGCAUUUAAAAGGAGACCUUGAUCGUCAAAAUCAGUCGAGAAUUAUGGCUGUCGUUAGUUUAAACCGUUAUAAAACCAGGGAUGAUCGAACAGCCUUAAAGCGUUAUGUCGUUUAUAUACAAACAGAGAUAUAUGAAAGGUGAGAGAGAGAGAGAGAGAAACGGGGACGCAUCGGUCAGAUUUCGAUUCGCCUCGAUCAUACACAUAUCCAUGACAGAACUUGGAAACGAUUAGUUACCUUUGAAAACCGCUCUCACGCGAUAGUCGUAUAAAGGAAUAACGUUAAUGGUGAUUCGUUGAUCGGUGACAUAUUUACCAUCUAUAAGAUAUUAUCUUUUAUAAAUCUAUUAUAAAUAAAUAAUAGGAUAGAAAAUCAUGUUAAUGAGCAUAGCAGGUGCGAUAUUUGGUAGCAUUUUAACAGGAACUUACUAUUAUUGCAGUGAAGCGGCGAUGAAGGAGAAAUGUACAGAAAAAAGUUCACCGGCGAGGACAAACCACAAACCACCGAAAAGACCGCCUCGUAAGCGAAGAUUCAAUAAUGAGGAACAAUUAUUAAUCUGCAAUCGAUCGACUACGAGCGAAUCCUCGAUCGGGAUCGAUCAUGGCCAUGCCACGAAAGUAGUAACGGCUCAGAUCGAAAAGAAUCCUAAUGAAAGAGGAUCCGUUGAGCAAGAUAAUUUGAAUUUAUUGACAAUGAUAUUGUCUUCGUUCGACGUCGAUUUAGCGUCGGACGAAUCAGCGUUAAGGGGAUCGGAAGAACGGUCGCUCGUGACGUCACCAAACGAUAAACACGAUCACAAGGAAAAGGCUUUGAUGAGGAAAACGCUGAACAUGGUAACGUCCCAGAACGAUGAAACGGAAAGAUUCUAUUUGAAUAUUCCACCGAAAACGUCCUCGUAUUUGUCUCCCAAAGGUCAAUCGAUAGAUCAUUCGUUAUUUCAAAUUAAUCCUACGAUCGAUGCUUCUACAUCGACAAAGAUAAAUUAUCAAACGCAAGAACUUAAAGAUUUAUACAAUGAGCAAAUGAUAUUUGAAAAAUAUUUCUAUUUUCCCAAUAAGAAGGGUAAUGAAGUUAGCAAUUCGCAAAACGAUAAUACUCAAGUCGUCAUUAUCCAAGUGAGAAAAUAUCGACUGAAAGAUGUCUAUAAGGAAAAUGGUAAAAACUCGAGAUCCGAGAUUUUAUCAAAUAAUAUCUCGUCUUUUCAUACGACUAAUUUAUCGGCCACUGCGGACUAUGCGAAUUCACGAAGUAAAGAAUAUUUGUUGAAAAAAGGAUCAAAGAAAUUCAAAUCAAAAAAAUUGUCAAAGCUCUUCCAAUGUCACAAAUAAUAUUGAUAUAAAUGGUACUCAUAUUUAUAUAGAAGGAAAAUUUUGAAUAAAUUUUGGAAAGUGGAAAUCAGUCCGUCAGCGGGUUUCCCGAAGAAUUCAUUUGGAGCUACGGAAGCGACCGAUUUUGUUCGAAUUCACGUUGGUAUGUACGCAUGGAAAAAUUUAGAAAUGACCAUUCGCAGUAUUUUCUUGCUUCGAUAUCGCUUGCUCGCGCAUUCUCAACCUCGCUUUAUUAACUCGAGUUGUUAAUCUUGUUCGAUCCUUUACAUUGGAACGAUUAUAAUUUCAAUCGACCGCGCGAGCGAACGAAAGGCAAAGAGGAAGGAGGAUAAGUGCAUGAAAAAUUGUCGCUAAUUAUCACCAACGUGCGGCUCGUAUUCUAUUGGAUAUAUAUAAGGAACAAAAAAGAAAGAAGAAAAAAGAGAGAGAAAAAGAAGGGAUCGAAUCGUCGUCUUUUUACGAAGAUUCGAUCGGUACUUCUUGUCCGAUCGCGCUCGUUUUCUCGAUCUACGCUUUAUGGCAUAUCCGCGAUAUCAUUGAGAUAAUCAAGUAACGAGUAGGAAACGCUUGGCGAAUUGAAACGAUUGAAAAAAAAAAUGAGCUCGUUACGCGAGUAUCAUAUUAUCCGUAGAUUGGAAUUCGUUUCUUCGAAAUUGCCUUAGAGAAGGAGCUUCCAUGACGGUCCUACGUGAAGUGUGAUUUCUAUCUUGUUAUACCAAGUUUCAUUGGGAAAGACAAAAGUGAUAAAAGAAAAAAUAUGUCCUUUUUAAACUUUCUCUUCCUAGCUACGUAGACCCUAGGCGAGUAAGCAACUACUUACACUCGUCGUCGUUUUAUCCGAUCUCAUUUGUUUGUCCUUUUUUUUCCUUCUAUAAUAAAUCAAAUAAUAAUGCAGUAGUAGCAAUAUAUUGUGUAACAUUGUAUAAUGAAUCAUCGACAAUAAAGUAAUGUGAAUUCGUGUGAAACCAAACGUAUCUUAGUCGAAACGUUA
Messenger RNA from Vespa mandarinia (Asian giant hornet), 2476 nucleotides. RefSeq lists its product as uncharacterized. NCBI's taxonomy places the organism in Eukaryota, Metazoa, Arthropoda, Insecta, Hymenoptera, Vespidae. The record is from RefSeq and is a predicted model, not a curated record.